AUGAUGUUGUCUCGUCGUGCGUGCUACAAGUGUGGCAACAUUGGCCACUAUGCUGAGGUCUGCUCUUCCUCGGAGCGUCUCUGCUACAACUGCAAGCAGCCUGGCCACGAGUCUAGCGCUUGCCCUCGGCCCCGUACCACCGAGACUAAGCAGUGCUACAACUGCCAGGGCCUCGGUCACGUCCAGGCUGACUGCCCUACCCUUCGCCUGAACGGUGGUGCCAACGGCCGCUGCUACAACUGCAACCAGCCCGGCCACCUUGCCCGCAACUGCACCAAUCCCGCCGCUCCCGGCGCUGGCCGUCCUACUGGCCCCCGUGGUGGUUUCCAGGGUGGUUUCCGCGGUGGCUUCCAGGGCUAUCCUCGCGCCGCGACCUGCUACAAGUGCGGUGGCCCCAACCACUUCGCCCGUGACUGCCAGGCUCAGGCCAUGAAGUGCUACGCCUGCGGCAAGCUCGGCCAUAUCUCCCGUGACUGCACUGCCCCCAACGGCGGCCCCCUCAGCUCCGCCGGCAAGGUCUGCUACAAGUGUGCCCAGGCUGGCCACAUCUCUCGCGACUGCCCGACUAACGCCGAGGCUGCCUCUGCCCCUGUCUCCGCUGUUGAUGCUGCCGUUGCUGCCGCCCCCUCUGCCCCGGCUGCCGCUGUUGCUGCUGAGCCUAGCACCGAGGCUGCUCCCGUUGCGACUGCGGCUCCUACUACCGCCGUCGCAUAA
Penicillium daleae is the source of this 714-nucleotide messenger RNA. It is a transcript of the gene gisB, whose product is annotated as putative zinc knuckle nucleic acid binding protein. Gene Ontology annotation, biological process: positive regulation of cytoplasmic translation. Bases 1 to 714 code for a protein of 237 amino acids. The record is from RefSeq and is a predicted model, not a curated record. Gene Ontology annotation, cellular component: cytoplasm. Lineage: Eukaryota; Fungi; Ascomycota; Eurotiomycetes; Eurotiales; Aspergillaceae. The transcript has 6 exons. Gene Ontology annotation, molecular function: single-stranded RNA binding; translation regulator activity; mRNA binding.